Molecule: messenger RNA, 1541 nt
Organism: Psylliodes chrysocephalus
Lineage: Eukaryota; Metazoa; Arthropoda; Insecta; Coleoptera; Chrysomelidae
Source: the annotation of a GenBank genome assembly
CGAAUAUUUUAUUUCUCUGUGUUAUUCUUGAAAAUGGAGUUCCUUUCUAGUUUUCCGCUAUUAAUAAUAUUUUUCAAUAUAAUAAGCUGUGCUAAAAUUUUAGGUAUAUUUCCUAGUCCUGGAUAUAGCCAGUUUAUUUUAGGGGAAAGACUUAUGGGAGAAUUGGCAAAAAGGGGACAUGAGGUGACUGUAAUAAGUGAAUAUGAGCCAAGUGAGAAAAUUAAAAAUUACGAAACAAUCAAAAUGAACAAAUCUAAUCGAUUUGACGACAAUUUUGAUGUGCUAACGUGGCAAAGAACAAAUUCAUUUAUCUUGAAUUAUAACUUCCUCGAAAUGUGCCUCAUAUAUUCAGAAGCUUUAUUACAACAAAAACAUAUUCAGGAAUUCAUCAAUUCCAAUCGGACAUUCGACUUGAUCAUCGUAGAGCAUUUUUGCAAUGAAGCUCAUAUGGCGUUUUCCGAACAUUUCAAAGCACCUUUAGUUAUUUUUAGUUCGCAGCCUGUGAGCGAGUGGAAUUAUCAUUUUGUUGGUAAUGUUAAAUUACCUUCUAUUAAUCCUCUUUAUGUUACACCAUACGAAAAGAAAAUGAACUUUUUUGGAAGACUACACAACCUCUUACUAAGUAUUUUCGAUUUCGUCUACAAGGAAUUGAAAUAUUAUCCAGACCAACAAGCUUUUGUAGACAAAUAUUUUCCCAAUAAAAUGGAUUUAAAAAAUGUAUUUACAAAUACGGAAAUGAUGCUACUAUUUUCACAUCCUUUAACCACAGGACCAGAUUUAACCACAAGCGCUGUAGUAGAAGUAGGAGGUUUUCAUAUUGUUUCUAAAAAACUUCCCAACGACAUUCAAAAUGUCUUAGACGGUGCUAAAAAUGGAGCCAUACUUGUCAGUUUGGGAACAAAUAUAGAAUGCACCAGUUUAUCCAAGGAACAGCUCAAUAUGUUCUUAAAUGCUUUUCGAAAAUUACCUCAAACAAUUUUGUGGAAGUGCGCACUUGAAAUACCUGACAAACCAGUUAAUUUAAUUUUGUCAAAAUGGUUGCCGCAAUCAGAUAUUCUUGCUCAUCCAAACACAAUCGCAUUUAUGACUCACAACGGUUUAUUGAGUACAACUGAAGCCAUAUAUCAUGGAGUACCUAUGAUUUCGAUACCUAUUUUUGGAGAUCAGCCCAUGAACGCUCUAAGAGUUCAAAAGAGUGGUAUCGCUGAACAAUUGAGUUUCUUAGAUUUUAAUGAAAACGAAUUAUAUGAAACAAUAGUGAAGGUUACCACAUAUCCGAAAUACAAGGAAAAAAUUCAAUUAAUGUCAAAAAUGAUCAAAGACCAGCCGUCUAAACCUUUAGAUCGAGCAAUGCAUACAGUCGAAUAUGUCCUUAAAUACAAGCCAGGACAAUUGUUAAGAAGUCCCUCUUUAAGUUUAUGGUGGUUCCAGUUAUAUUCUUUUGACGUCUUACUAUUUAUUUUUAUCUUCAUUGUUUCAUUCUAUUUAUUUUUGUCACUAGUUUUUAGAAAAUUGAUUUUCAGCUCGAAACUAAAUAAAAG